Molecule: messenger RNA, 2795 nt
Organism: Aegilops tauschii subsp. strangulata
Lineage: Eukaryota; Viridiplantae; Streptophyta; Magnoliopsida; Poales; Poaceae
Biological process (GO): protein phosphorylation
Molecular function (GO): ATP binding; protein kinase activity; protein binding
Source: RefSeq, a predicted model, not a curated record
AUUAUUAUUAUACAGCGGGUCUAUUUCUUCCAUGGCGUUCGAUGGAAUCAUUAGACGACCUGUCUCCCAGCUGCGGAUAACAUCCAUCUGAAGCUCGUCUUCCUCACUACCCAGCUGCGGAUAACAUCUAUCUGAAGCUUCUCUAGGGUUCUCUGGUUAUUUAAUCCCGAAUGGAUCGCCAAGCUCGUGCCCGGGUCGACCUGGAGUGUAUGCUGUUGGAUGAAACCAAAGAACCGAAGGCUCUGCCGUUAUCACUUCUUGAAAACAUCACAAACAAUUUCUCUCCGGGCCAUAAAAUUGGAAGUGGCGGAUUUGCGGUGGUCUAUAAGGGAGUCCUUGACAAUGGCACGGUCGCUGUGAAGAAGUUGUCCAACACGUAUUUGUAUGAGGAUAAGUUCUGGCAGGAGAUUGAAUGUCUGAUGAAGGCGAAGCACAAAAAUAUAGUACGGUUUCUGGGAUACUGUAGCGACACACAGGAGGAAUUCUUAAAAUAUGAAGGAAAAUCUAUCAUGGCUGGCAUUCAAGAAAGAAUACUCUGCUUUGAGUAUGUACCCAAGGGGGAUCUUUUGAAGUAUAUCUCUGAUGCAUCUAGUGGACUUGAAUGGCGUGAUCGCUACAAAAUAAUAAAAGGAAUCUGUGAGGGAUUGAAUUACCUUCACACACAAAAUAUUGUUCACCUGGAUCUUAAGCCAGCAAAUAUACUCAUGGACGAUAAAAUGGUGCCGAAAAUCACUGACUUUGGUGUAUCGAGGUGCUUCAAAGAAGACCAAACCCGGACUAUUGUUACAAUAGUUGCUGGAACCCCUGGAUAUCUGGCACCAGAAUUCACCAAUGGCGUAAUUACAUUCAAAUAUGACUUGUAUGCUCUUGGUGUUAUAAUCAUGGAGAUACUAACUGGAGCAAAAGGAUACCAUGAAGCUGGGGAAGUACUUGAAAGGUGGAGCAGUAGGCUGGAAACAUCACAGAAACUGCAAGUACGAGUAUGCACUAACAUAGCAAUAGAGUGCGCUGAUUUCAAUCCUGCAAGAAGACCAACUAGUAUACAAUAUGUAAUUGAUAGGCUUACUGAAACAGAAAGCACGGAAACGAGGGACCAACUUGACGUGUACCUUGUCGAGCUUCGCUUCCCUGUCAGAACCAACACAGAUGAACACACGGUAUUCAGGCUUAUAGAGAAGAGCACCAAGCCUUGGCGUUGCUUUGCAAGUCUCCCACUAUACGGCAUUGUGCCUUCCAGGUUCACCACAUACACUCUCGUUGUUACAACGCAACAGCAAGAGAGGCUACCAGAAGAAACGGAGUAUGAUCUGAUCCUGCAGAGCAGUCUGUCUGGAGAUAAAAAAAUCCCUACUUCGAGAGACCAAUCUAAGUAUAAAAAGUUAUUCGAUGAAGCUAAAGAGUCAGGGAGUGAAGUGCGUGAGAUGCUGAAAACUGUUUUUGCUUCGCAAGAACAGACAAUGUCCGCGCAGACAAUCUCAAGAAGAAUAAAGGAUCAACGGAUCAUAUCCCUUAAGAAUACUCAUGGUGUUCUGUGCUCCCUUGAUGCACACCCUACGGAGCCAUGCAUUAUAACAGGUCAUCAGAACGGAGAUGUUUGCAUAUGGAACUAUGACACGCAGAGGCAGAUGGAUUCAUUUAGUAUCUCGAAGGAGUCAGUCAUGCCUUCUUACGUACCAAAAAAAGUUCAUUCCGUUAAAGUUGUCUCAAGAAAGAAAUGGUUUGUGGCUGGAACAUCUGAUGGUGUGAUCCAUGUGUACAAUUAUGACAACAAAAUACAGAAACUCAGAAGCUUCAGAGCCGCCAGUGAUUGCUUCAUCACAUCAAUGGCCGUCAAUCCAACCCGUCCGUACAUAUUGUCAUCGGCUUAUCGUGAUAUGAAGCUCUGGGACUGGAGCAAGGGGUGGGAGUGCAGACAUUCAUUCGUGGAAGAACACUCCGAUACUAUACGUCAAGUUGCAUUUAACCCAAUGGACACCAGCAUUUUUGCAAGUGCUUCAGAUGAUCUCACGGUAAAGGUUUGGAGCAUUGAUUCUCCUGAAUCUAAAUAUACCUUGUCUGGGCAUCUGGACAAAGUGAACUGUUUCGAUUUCUUCACAUGUGAUGAUCGACAAUAUUUGAUUACUGGCUCUGACGACCACACUGCUAAGAUAUGGGACAUGGAGGAAAAGGCCUGUGUUCAUACAAUGGAAGCUUUCAUGUCUCCAGUAAUUUCUGUCAUUGCCUUUCCCGAUAGCCCAUAUCUGAUUACAGGUUCAAGAGAUGGCUCUGUUUAUUUCUGGAGCUCCAGUAAAUUCAGUGAAUUCUGCAAAGUUCCUAGGCUGGAGAGAAUCGUGAACUUUGGCUCUGGUGGAGCUAUUUGGGGUUUCGGACGUUUCAUGGGGUCAAGAAGGAUUGUGAUCGGACAAGAGUACACAGUGUCAAUCAUGGCCAUCGACAAUGAAGAUGAACCAUUUGCUAGUGAGGACAGCAAUGAAAACCCCAUAUAAGUGACGCACUAGGAAAUGGACAACUUUCACACAAACUGAGGUCAAUCGACGACUUUUAAGCAGAUGCACGUUUGUGCAGUGAACUCUGGUUUGUGUAUUUGAUUUGGCACUGGAUUUUAGUACUUGGCACGCAUCCUAUGUUACAUUUUGGUGAACCAUAUGUCGACGUGCAGUGUAGAUUUAUUCAGGGAUAAUUUUGCUUUUUGUUCAAGGGAGAUGCUGACUCUGCCCACUGUCGGAUAAAAGAGCACUUUCUUAUACUCCCUCCGUUCCUAAAUAUAAGUCUUUGGAGAGAUUUCACUAUGGACC